CCGCACAGAUUUAACAGACCAGACAGCCUGAACCGUCACUUAGCAGCAAACACCUGUGCCAAAGUUCUCGCACGGGCCAGCGCCGCUCCCUCGCAGAAGAAGUCGAAAGGCCCGAAGCACAAGACCGCCCGCAAGGCCAGCUGUCCCGCGUCGCGUGAGACUUCAGAAGAAUCAACGCCCUCUCCGCUGCCCUGCCCUUUGUCUCUCCCAUCAUGCUCCCGUGGCUCUCCCUCGCCCGUCCACUCGACCGCAUCCUCCUCCUUUACGACCCCUUCCCCUGUGCCCUCGUCCUUGUCUUCUCCGUCGUCCGUUUCUUCUUCUCUGCCCUCUUCUCCAUCGUCCGUUUCUUCUUCUCUACCCUCUUCUUCUUCUUCUUCUUCUUCUUCUUCUUCUUCUUCUUCUUCGUCUUCGUCUUCCUCCCCAUCUUCGUCUUCGUCUUCCUCUCCACCUUCCUCUUCGUCUUCCUCUCCAUCUUCAUCUUCCUCUUCCUCUUCGUCCUUCCCCACCCCCAUCGUCUCGGCCUGUUCCUUCAUUUCGCAGCCUGCGACGCCAUCCUCUUCCUCUCCCACUUCUAGUUCAUGCUCUGCAUGCCCGCCCAUCGAUACCAUCGAAGAGCACUACGUCGCAUCCGAGAGCGCGUCCCCACUGCCUGAUGCCAAGUUCGAGUCCUCGCCUCUCACAGAAGACGACGACUUUGACG
Messenger RNA from Phanerochaete carnosa HHB-10118-sp, 700 nucleotides. RefSeq lists its product as uncharacterized. NCBI's taxonomy places the organism in Eukaryota, Fungi, Basidiomycota, Agaricomycetes, Polyporales, Phanerochaetaceae. The coding region runs from base 213 to 575 and encodes 120 amino acids. The transcript has a single exon. The record is from RefSeq and is a predicted model, not a curated record.